Molecule: messenger RNA, 1885 nt
Organism: Monopterus albus (swamp eel)
Lineage: Eukaryota; Metazoa; Chordata; Actinopteri; Synbranchiformes; Synbranchidae
Product: fibronectin type III domain-containing protein 7-like
Exons: 10
Coding region: 1-1710 (569 amino acids)
Molecular function (GO): protein binding
Source: RefSeq, a predicted model, not a curated record
AUGACCUUUGAUAACCUUGAAGCAGGGGUUACCUACUGUAUCAAGGGCACAGCCUGGGACUCUAGUGGUCUCACUGGCGACGACCUCACUGUCUGCCAGAUCACACGUCCUUCAAGCCCAGAUGUGGUCAACGUGCAGGUGAACACUGGUGGUCGGUCUCUUGUUGCUGUGUUCUGGAUACCAGUGCAGGGAGCUGAGAACUACACUGCCUGGACCUCCAAUGGUCAAAACUGUUCCUCAGCCCUUGGUUACUGUAACAUCAUACCUGUAGAGUGUGGCCAGAACGUCUCUGUCUUUGUCACAGCCUAUAAUAGCGCUGGUCCCAGCAACCCCUCACAACCAGAAGGUUACAUUACAUACCCCUGUGCUCCAGAUAACACCUGGGUGGAGGAGCCCAAGGCAGGAAACUGCUUGCUGAAGUGGGAUAAGGUGUUGCUGGUGGAGUUCUACAUGGCUUUCAUAAAGAGGGAUGAUGGGACUGAGAACUCAUGUAACACCACUAAUACCAUCUGCCCAUUUUCCUGCACAUGCGGCUACACCUACUUCGUAACAGUCUUCCCGUACAACAGUGCUGGUGCCAGCCCUUUUUCACAUGUCAGCAACUACACCACAAUUCCUUGUUGUCCACAGAGUAUUACCAUAAACCUGGUUUCUACAGACACCUUGGAGGUCAUGUGGACCCCAGUCAAAGGAGCUGAGCUGUAUGAGACAACAGCAGCACAGACUAAUGAUGUCAUCCACUGUAACGACACAGCACCAGUGUGCGCGCUGUCGGAUCUGAGCUGCAACACAGCUUAUUCUGUGAUGGUCACACCUUGCAGCGAGUUACAAGGAUGCAACCGCACCUGCACAGAAUUCACACAGGAGACAGCUCCAUGCACACCAGAGAUCCAGAAUAUAAUACAGACAAACAACUCCACAUACACAGUCCUGAUCACCACCCCCAACACACUCAACACAAAUUAUACCAUCACUGCCACUGGGCGCUAUGACACACACACUUGCCAGACAAGAAAUAACUCCUGUGAGCUCACACAGCUGCCGUGUGGUUCAACCUAUGAAGUUACAACAGUGGCCAUCACAGCUGCAGGACAAAGUCUACCCGGAUACAGUAAACCUCUGGAAACAGGUCCUUGCUGUCCAUUGUCUAUAAAUGUGAACCAGGUCACUCAGGCUAUGACCAAUGUGACCUGGUCACCUGGCAGUGGAGCUCGCUCCUACAUCACUACUCUGAUGUCCUCCCAUGGCCAUGCCAGAUGCCACACUCUAAACACCCAGUGCCUGAUGGGAUGCAUCACCUGCAGCACAAACUACAGCGUCUACAUGGAUGCUAUUAGCAGCACUGGACACAAGUCAGAGUGCAAUUAUCGUGGAUUCUCAUCCAGCCCCUGCUGUCCAUCAGGUGUCAAGCUCUAUCGCAGGGCCAACAACUCUCUCAGGGUGUACUGGCGCUCAUUGGGCCCUCAGAUCAACAACCACACGGUAGAGCUGUACGGGACAGCAGCCAACUACACCUGUAUUGCAAUUGCCGGUAGCAUAUACUGUGAUAUCCAGGAGGAAACAUGUGGGGACGUCUAUACAGUAGUGGCAGCACCACUGGGACAGAACGGGAUGAAAAUUAACUUCUGUCAGCCCAGGACAUACUCAGUUCCCUGCCCAGGAAGUAAUGCUGGUAUGACAAUCUCACGUAGAAGACGAAGCGUGGAUUAAAUGUGUGACCACCCCCCUACUAAGACCAAAAACCCAGCACGGACCUUGAGGUGUUUUCACACUGAUAGCAACUGUAAAGUACCCAGAUGAAAUAUCACUCCUGUUCAGAAAUAUCUGUUUUGUUGUCACUGCUGUUUGCAAGUUAAACUGUAAAACAGCUGAAUAAAUGUUAAAA